GUUAUCGUCUCAAGGAUGGAGAUACAUAUCAUCACAAACAGAGCGUGCAGUUCGCUUUGUUGGUCUUUCAACAGCUUUAGCAAAUGCACAUGAUUUGGCUGACUGGCUGGGUGUUGAGGAUAUUGGUCUAUUCAAUUUCAAGCCUAGUGUGAGGCCUGUGCCUCUAGAAGUUCAUAUACAGGCAAGUGGAUACCCCGGGAAGUUCUACUGCCCAAGGAUGAACAGCAUGAAUAAGCCCACCUAUGCUGCCAUUUGCACUCAUUCUCCCACGAAACCCGUUCUGAUAUUUGUUUCAUCUCGUCGCCAGACAAGGCUUACUGCAUUGGACCUCAUUCAAUUUGCAGCUUCAGACGAGCAUCCUAGGCAGUUUCUACGUAUGCCAGAAGAAGCACUACAGAUGAUUCUUUCUCAGGUCUCUGAUCAGAACCUGAGACACACAUUACAAUUUGGCAUUGGGUUGCACCAUGCAGGACUCAAUGACAAGGAUAGAUCUCUAACCGAGGAACUUUUUGCAAACAACAAGAUUCAGGUAUUGGUCUGCACAAGCACAUUGGCAUGGGGUGUAAAUCUGCCAGCUCAUUUGGUUAUAAUUAAGGGAACAGAAUAUUAUGACGGAAAAGCGAAGCGAUAUGUGGAUUUUCCCAUCACAGAUAUCUUGCAAAUGAUGGGUCGUGCGGGGAGACCACAGUAUGAUCAACAUGGAAAAGCUGUCAUUCUUGUUCAUGAACCCAAAAAAAGCUUCUAUAAAAAGUUUCUGUAUGAACCAUUUCCAGUCGAAAGCAGUCUGAGGGAGCAGCUACAUGAGCACAUCAAUGCUGAGAUAGUUUCUGGAACAAUUUGUCAUAAAGAGGAUGCCUUGCAUUAUCUCACGUGGACUUAUUUGUUUCGGAGAUUGAUUGGUUUUUCUGAUGGUCCAGAAAGCUCAAGUUGGCAUGUUAAGUCAAAAUUUCAUGGAACCAUAACGGUUAACCCUGCAUAUUAUGGGUUAGAGGAUCCAGAACCCCACACUGUCAGUUCAUAUUUGUCAAGCUUAGUGCAAGACACAUUUGAAGAUUUGGAAGAUAGUGGAUGCAUCAAGAUCAAUGGAGACAGUGUAGAGCCUUUGAUGUUGGGUUCAAUUGCAUCUCAGUAUUACCUUAAAUACUUGACUGUGUCAAUGUUUGGUUCAAACAUAGGUCCAUAUACGUCACUUGAAGUUUUCCUUCACAUACUAUCUGGUGCUUCUGAGUACGAUGAGUUGCCUGUGCGACAUAAUGAGGUAAUUUCCAUAUUAUGA
Ilex paraguariensis (yerba mate) is the source of this 1276-nucleotide messenger RNA. The record is from the annotation of a GenBank genome assembly. NCBI's taxonomy places the organism in Eukaryota, Viridiplantae, Streptophyta, Magnoliopsida, Aquifoliales, Aquifoliaceae.